AUGAUCGAUGUGUCGCAUAUCGACACAAGCACCACACUCUUCGGCAAGCGUCACCCCUUCCCGGUAGCCUUUGCUCCCAGCGCAAUGCAAAAACUCUGUCAUCCCAGAGGUGAGCUUGAGGCCGCUGAGGCUGCAGCAAGCGCUGGUCUCUCUAUGUGUCUCUCUUCCCAAUCCACUACCAGUCUCGAAGACGUGGCAAACGCAUGCAACAUCUCGAAUCGUGACGGACCAGACUUCUGGUUCCAACUCUACCUCACUCAAGAUCCCGAGUACAGUCUCAAAUUAAUUAAGCGUGCCGAGAAUGCUGGUUACACUGCUCUCGUACUCACCGUAGACACACCAAUCCUCGGCAACCGUAUCAAUGAGAGAAAGACCCCUCUUGUUCUCCCCGAAGGUAUGCAUCUAGGAAAUUAUCAACGCCCCAAAGAGAGCAUCAGAGGACCUGCCACCGAGCGCGUCUUCCUUAAUGCCCACACAGUCGACGAGGCAAAUGAGAUUAUCAAGAAAGCAGGGCCUACCAUGCAUAGUUCGAGUCUCACUUGGCAACACACCAUUCCCUGGCUUCGCAAGGCGACAUCAAUGAAGAUCUUUCUCAAAGGCAUCAUGACUGAGGAGGAUGCAAAGUUAGCGGUCGAGUAUGGUGCAGAUGCCAUCGUUGUUUCCAACCAUGGUGGAAGACAACUGGACUUAGUCCCCGCCACCAUUGAAGUCCUCCCUGCAAUCGCUGAAGUUGUCGCUGGACGUAUCCCCGUCAUCUUUGACGGAGGCAUCAGACGCGGAAGCGAUGUAUUCAAGGCCGUCGCACUCGGCGCCGACCUCGUCCUCAUCGGUCGACCUGUUCUCUGGGGCUUAAGCUAUGAUGGAAAGAGGGGAGUCGAGGCCGUGGUCAACAUUCUGGAAAGAGAGCUCUCACGUACCAUGACUCUAGCUGGCGUCAGAUCUAUCAGGGAGAUUACAAAGGACCACUUGGGUAUUGCCAAAAAGGAUGGGUUUGGCAUCUCCAAGCUCUAG
This is a messenger RNA of Aureobasidium vineae, 1011 nucleotides long. Lineage: Eukaryota; Fungi; Ascomycota; Dothideomycetes; Dothideales; Saccotheciaceae. The record is from the annotation of a GenBank genome assembly.